This is a messenger RNA of Malaya genurostris, 8500 nucleotides long. RefSeq names its product probable histone-lysine N-methyltransferase CG1716 (gene Set2). Lineage: Eukaryota; Metazoa; Arthropoda; Insecta; Diptera; Culicidae. The record is from RefSeq and is a predicted model, not a curated record. Gene Ontology annotation, molecular function: histone H3K36 methyltransferase activity; protein binding. The transcript is spliced from 7 exons. Gene Ontology annotation, cellular component: chromosome; nucleus. Bases 140 to 7783 code for a protein of 2547 amino acids. Gene Ontology annotation, biological process: regulation of DNA-templated transcription.
GUUCUUUUCUAUGAGCAUGCUUCUUGAAAUGUCAAAUUUUUAAAACAAUGGCGGCCAUUUGUAUUCGAUAGGUAUUUCGUAAGGAGUACUAUUGUUUUCCGGAUUUUUUAGCGUAUGAAGCGAUUGAUAUUAUUUUUCAAUGAAAAUGGUUCGAACAACGCGGACUUCAACAACAGUGACAAGUAACACUCCGUCACCUAGAAGUGAAGAAAAAGAAGAGCCUUCGCCGGAGAGCAGCAGUAGCAGUGUAGUUUUGUUAGGAACGGAACGUUCGGAUAAAAUUGCAGCAGCUUCAAAUUUGAGUCCAUCAGUUGUGUUGCAGAAAUUGCCUAUGGAGCAAAUGAAUCCUAAUUUGCAGAAGCAAUCAUCUACAUCUACUAGGGCUACUAGAAGUCAGAAAGUGCCAUAUGCCACAACGAUGGAGGAGGAUAACGUAAAAUUGAUUGAGAUUAUGGAUGAUGAUUCAAAGUCACAUGAGAGCACUGUUAUGGAGCUCCCAGAAAGCUGUGUCGUAAAAUUGAAUGAUGAUUUUGAUGACAUUACGUGUGCUGUCAUCACUAAGGACCACCCGAAUACACCAGGCUUGGGAAGCUGUAAAAGACAAAUAAAGAGACGAACAAAAAGUAUGUUGGUGGUGGAUGAGGGUAGCAAUGAAACCGAUUACGAUUCAUUGGUGAUAGAGGAUUUUAAGCAAACCGUAUCGGAGAAACAUACACUUUGCGUUUUAAUGGAUAAAACCGGUGUUGUGGGCAUGGAAAUCACGGAGCAAAAAAAAGACAAGAGAAGUGACGAAGACGAUGCUAUCAGUUCAGUUAGCAGUGGUCCAUCUACAAGUCUUGAACGCGAAGGUGACAUUUCUAAAGCAGAAGUGAUUGGAACAAGAAAAUCGAAACGGCAAGUCAAAGUAACUAAUAAAUAUCGAGAUUUUGUUGUCGAUGCUCCGUUACCUUCAUCGCAAGUUCCAUAUUCUGAUGUGAAGUUAGCUCGUGGCAAUGGAGGUGGAAGAAAGAGUCACGUGAAAGAAAUUGAGACAACUGUAUUUGCUGAAGAUUUAUGUCCAGAAUCACCGCCGAUGUUAUUUAAUCCACCUAAAAAAACAUAUAUAAAUAAAAAAGUGAGUCCUACAAAACUGGAGGGCCAUGAAAAACCAAUGAGACGUAUGACACGAUCCAAGACACCGACUCCGAGAGGACGUAAGAAAGCAGAACUCAUGGUAGAUGAGUCGUUAUUACAAUAUGAUGAUGCAACGGUUGAGUUGCCCGGGCCAGAUGAUAAAAAUGAUUCAACAUUGACAGUCAACAUUGAUAGUAGUUAUUUUUCCGACGACGACUUCUUCAGAUAUGAUGGAACUCCAUCACCUGAGGAGUUUUGUGGUUGGCCCGAAGAGGACAUAUUCGAUCCUGGUGCAGGGCCUUCUUUUUCAACACUAUCCACGCUAUCCGCUUUUGCAUUCGAUCCUUUUUUGUCAAAUGUGACUCCACUGACGCAGGUAGACAAUUCAAACAUGGAUGAUAAGUUGGACACUGACAAAACGAUUAAAAAACGGCGCGGACGUACGCCGAAGGUAGCAAAAACAAAACCCGUUGUUACUGUCGAAGAACCCACCGCCAUACGCCCGGCUGGAUCUACAUUUAUUAAACGAUCCUACAAAACAGCCAAAAAUUCUCAAGAAAAUCUAUUCAACAAAGUUUUCGAACCAGAUCCUGAACCAGUGAAAAACACACAACCUGUAAUAACGCAACAGUCAGAUAUAGUAACUUCGAUGAGUACCGUAUCUAUCGAUGAUGGUCUGGAAGAUGCAAUUGAAAUAGUAUUACAAGCUGAAGAAAUAAUUACCGAUAAUGAUGGUGGACCUUUGGAAGUAUUGGAAGUAGUUUCGAAGCCACCAAGAAAUCGUCGACGAAUUAGAGGUGGCAGACGACCUUCGCCGUCCAGUGCGCUCCCACGGAGAGGAAGAAGUCAACGAGACAGUUUUCCUAGCACAGUAGAAAACGUUGCAAUAAACAGUGACCUUGUGGAUGACAUUGUCUUACCAGCAGCAGACGUUAUUCCAGAGAAGGAAAAAAGCCAAUUGAUAGAAGAUCAAUUCAUAGACGCGCUAAAACCGGUUACAAUGCAAGUCCCAGUCGAAGAACUAAAUAUCAAAACUCAGAUUCAAGAACAUUCUACUGCUAUUACUGUUGAUAACUCCGAGAAACAAAUAUUGAAGGUGUCAAAAAAAACAUACGAAAGACGUAAAUCGGUAUCAAAAAGUGCUCAAAAGGCUUUUUCGACAGGUUCGUCAGAGAAACCGAAAAAAGAAAUCGACAAUACUAUGGAAACAUCUAUACCUGUCCCUAAAACACCAGAUACUUCGGAGAUAAUAGUGCUAGAAAUAAAAGAUAUAAUUCCUUCUGAACCAGUGAAGGACGAAACUCUGAAAGAUAAAGAAGAACUAUCUAAAAAGGACACCCAAAAAGAAUCGAAAAAGUCAUCCAAGGAAAGCAGUUACCAUCGAAGACAGAGUACUUCAAAGGAUGUAAAAAAAUCAAAAGAACACAAAGAUCAUUCUUCUUCCAAAGAACACAGAGAUCGUGACAGCAGCCGAAAGGAUCGAGAUUCUUCCAGAAGUCAUAAGGACAGGGACAAAGAAAAACAUCGGAAACGUGGAUCUGAGGGUAGCAAAAAGGAUCGUCGGUCAAAUGCUUCCGAGUCUGAGAAAAAACGAUCAGAACACAAGGAAUUCUCUGGUGAAAAGAAGCACGUGUCUGAUAAAAAGCGUAGUGAGUUAGACGAAAAAAAAUCUUCGGAUACGGAAAAACCCAAACCACCUGUACCCAAAACAGUGGACAAACCUAAAAAAUGUUUUGAUUCGGAACUGCAAGCGAUGGAUCCGAGCACCAUAAAGAAUAAACAGUCCGAUGAAUCAAAGCGUUCAAAAGAGUACGAAAAAAAUCGAAAAUCUGAUAAACAUCGUAGUGAUUCAGAGAUACGGAAAAAGAGUUCCAGUGAAUCAAAGUAUGCACACAAAGAAUCAAAAGAGAAGCAUCGUUCCGCAGUUUCUUCACCAGUGACCUCCAAGUACACUGAGCACGAGGCUCGGAAGAAAGAGUCAGGAGAAUCGAAAUCUCUUCUCAAGGAGUCCAAGGAGAAAAAUCGUUCAAUCGAAUCUUCUCCGGUUACGGUCAAGUCCAGCAGCUCGAGCAGCUCUAAGAAAUCAUCAAAAGCUCAACCUAGCUCAAAUCGAAAAGAAUCGAGUUCCAGUAGCAGCUCAAAAUCCAGAAAAAGCUUGAGCAGUUCAAUUAAAGAUGAAAAACCUAAAGAUGAGUCAACAACGAAAAUUGAUUCUAACAAAGAAAAAAUAAAAGAAACAAUUUUAAGCGAAGCUGUGAAAUUACCUUGCGAGCUAGAAUCAUCAGAAAAUUCAGAUGAGACAAAAGAAGUAAAGGAAAAAAUCGUCUUGGAACAAGUAGCCAAUAUAGUUCUUACUGAACAGCAAGAACCAACACAACACGAGACUCCCCGUAUCGCAACAAAAGCAUCCAGGAAGAUGUACCAAUGUGAGGAGGAUAUGCCCCAUGACAGUGUCUCACCGGCAAAUCUUUCGACGGAUCAAUCAAUUGAAUUAGUGAAACAAGAAUGCAAAGCAGAGUUUAUGAAGAAAGAACCAUCGGAUGAGGAAGCAGUGCAGAAAAUUUCGGAAGCAUUUGACACCAGCGUGCAGAUAUCUGGUCAACGCCCGGAAAUUGUGUUGAAAGCAUUUGAAAACAUAAACAUCUCCGAGGAUAAACCUUCUGUGAAUAAAACAUCGGUUGAUUUGAAAUCUGUGAAUCAACCAUCGGUAGAUUUGAAACCUUAUGUGAAUCAACCACUGAUAGAUUUGAAACCGGUUACUGUUGUUGACGACAGUCCAUCUGUCGGUGAAACUGAACAUAUUUCAUCACCACCACCACAGGAAGUAUCGAACGAGGAUUCUAAUUCGAAUAACAGUGUAACUCUAGACUAUGUGAAAGAGAUGAAAACAGACUUGGAUGAUGGUAACAUUCGACGGUCGUCUCGUAUUAAAACGAUAAGUUCACAGAAGCAGAGGACUAGCGGGCAUGGUCUUGUUAAGGAUAAGGAUAAGUUUCUUAAGAAAACAACAAUUUCGGUGGGAUUUGAAACUAAAGUGCUGAAGGAUGCUCUCACAGGAAGCUUCAAUGUGAUAACUGCGUCAGAUUUUACUAUUGGAAGUGAAGGGCAAGCCAAAGGAGAGCACGAUGCAUCUAUAACUAACAUUGAACUUUCUGAGGAGUAUUUACGGGAUAUGGAGGAAAAACUUGGUCGUUUUGAAACCAUCCGAGAGAAUCUCUAUCAGUGCGAUAAAAUAAUCAGCAAGGAAGCGAAGAAAAUGAUGUGUGAUUGUUUCAUGACAAGUGAGGAAACCGAACGGGGUGAGUUAGGCUGCGGUGAAGACUGUUUGAACAAGCUACUUAUGAUUGAAUGUGGCUCAAGAUGCGUCGUAGGAGAUCGAUGCACGAAUAAACGUUUCCAGAAGCAGGAAUACGCAAACUGUCAAGUAUUUCGAACAGAUAAGAAGGGAUUCGGAAUACAGGCUAGCAUUGGAAUUUUACCUGGCGAGUUUAUCAUGGAAUACGUUGGAGAGGUAUUGAACAGUGAGCAGUUUGACGUACGAGCUGAGCAGUAUUCCGAAGAAAAGAAUAAACAUUAUUAUUUCAUGGCAUUACGUAGCGAUGCGAUUAUUGAUGCUACGACGAAGGGUAACAUUUCCCGCUUCAUCAAUCACUCGUGUGACCCGAACGCAGAAACGCAGAAGUGGACGGUCAACGGCGAGCUGCGUAUUGGAUUCUUCAGCACGAAAUACAUUAUGCCCGGAGAGGAAAUUACAUUCGACUAUCAAUUUCAACGGUACGGUAGGCGAGCCCAAAAAUGCUACUGCGAGGCGGCAAACUGCACCGGUUGGAUUGGUGGUGAUCCUGGUAGCGACGGUGAAUCAGAAUAUGAGGACGAGGAGGAAAUCGAAGAAAGCGAGGAGGAAGAAAUAACUCCUGAGACAGCAACAGUGUCUGAAAUUUUAUCGAAAACUUCAAAACUUGACGAAACUAGCAAUACGGGCGAAAUUCAACAUGCUCCAGCUGAAAGCGAAUUGAACCUAAGUAAGCAGAAAGAACCUACAGUCACUGUCAAACCUCCCGAGCCUAAACCCAAAAAGGUUCGGAAGCGAACCGAACGAGCGAAAAAACGACGUCCGCAAAUUCACGAGGAUCCUGAUUUGGAGAAGGAAAUCAACAAUCUUUUGAAGACCGGAUUGAAGAAUCAAGCUCAAACGUUGAAACUGUCUCGGUUGAUGGUUCGGGCCAAGGAUAUCAAAUCAAGAAGCCGUUUGUUAACAAUUCUACAAAGCGGUGAACUACCUUGCCGGCGUCUCUUCUUAGAUUACCAUGGUUUAAGAUUGCUUUAUGGCUGGAUCUGUGAAUCUACCGAGUCUGUUGACGAUCUGAAGUUCCGCAUACAAAUACUUGAUACGCUCGACCGAUUACCGAUUCCGAACAAAACAAUGCUGAAAGAUAGUAAAAUCUUACAAACGAUCGAAAAAUGGGCGAGAAUCGAUAAACCGAAGGAAAAGGAAGUAGAGAAAGAGAAGGAAAGGGAAACCUCUAGCACCAGCUCUCCCAGUGACAGCAAUGGAGCAGGAAGUGAUAGCAACACCAGUUCAUCGGAUGCAAAGAAGCAAGACAUUGUUGGUAACGCAGAAGUUUUGAAGAACAUGCCCGAGCUACUGAAAUUGGCUGAUCUAGGAAAAUUGAAAGAAAUUAUUAGCAGCACAUGUGUUGAGAAGGAAACGGAAAAAGAAAAACCGUCCAGUAGUGUUAGUGAACCAAUAACAUCUGCUGCUAGUUUAAUGGAUUCCAUUCAAAUCCCGGAACCGGAAGAUGAAAACGCACCGGAAGAGAAACGCCUCGGUACACAAAUAAGAAUCCUAUCUUGCAAACUGUUGAUCAGUUGGAUCAAUCUCAAAGAAGUCUUUCGAAUCCCAAAAAAAGAGAGGAUCGAACAAAUGAAGGAACAUGAGCGAGAAGCAGAUUUGCGCUAUAAAGCCCUAGGUCUUGGAGAAGACGACAAUCAGCAUUCAAAUCGACACACAUCGAGCCGUUUCUUCGAUCGAACUCGUGAACUCAAACGCCGAAAGUCGGUCGACGAAGCUAGCUUCUAUAAAAUGAAAAGAGCUCUUGCUUCUACUGCCAACCCUAUGUUGAAAAUGGACAAGCAACAACGCAGGCAAAUGUUCGAGAUGAAAGUUGCCCACGAGGAAGCCGAACGACGAAACAAGGAGUUGUGGUUACAACAUGAAAAUAAUUGUCUGAAAUUCGGACUGAACCCACAUUUGACAGCCCCACAAGACCUACCUGCUAAAAUGAAUCCAGCUACCGGGGAAUAUUUUUCCGCAGAUGAUCGUCUUUUACCAACACCUCCGAGCCACGUGUAUUUCAAAGUACUGCCACCACCGAUGUCCACAGAUCCCGAGGACUAUGAACUGCCCCCUAUGGAUUUACCUCCACUAUGGAAAUUUGCUAUUGAUGAAAGAGGGUUGUUAUAUUACUACCACGUGAAAGAUCGUGUACCCCAGUGGGAACCUCCGAAAAAAGAUACCGAAAGCGGUCCAGGUCACGGUUUACGCGACGAGGAUAUUUCAAUGAGCUCCGACUCAAGUACAACUGACACAGAGGAUUCCGAGGAAGAAUAUCUGAACAUUCAGUUAGAGCAAUUACUCAAACGGAAGAAAAAGCAACAAUCCAGUUUUAAUCUAGAUGAUGUUCUUGCAAAACCCGAUGAUAUGAAUGAUGAUCUUUCCAAAACAAUUAAAGAUUUGGAUGGUGAUGAUUCCACCCCUCAUACGCGAGGCAAAGUCGAUAAAGCGCUUGGUGAUACGUUUGAAAAAACGGCGGAGGAACUGCUACAGCACCGUAAACGAAAGCACAGUAACAAACUGGUGCAGGAAAGGAUAAUUAGUCCUCGAACCGAAGAAGAUAAACUGUACGGUCAGAUGGAAAUGAAACGAUACAAGGAAACCAAAGAGAAACUACGCCGCCGGAAAGAAGAAGCUAAACGAUUACGAGCGCGUAGCAUGCUGGACAAAUCACUGGCGGAUAGUCCAUUCAGUGGUUCCUUCUCAGCCGAUAUUCUAGACAAGAGCGCUGCCGAAAGUGCUCUCAUCGAUGACGAUCUGGUCGUGUCGCAUAAAAUCGUCGAUGAUAAAUGCAUCGUGGAUGAGUUGGACAUCUUGACGAAGAAAAAGAAAAUUUCACCAUACGAGGAGUGGCAAAAAGUUAAGCAGCGUUUAGGCAAGAAACGAGCAGCGAAAACUGGGGAAAGUUCAACAUUUGGAGGGUUGUCAUUACCAACAACAUCUUCUACGUCAUUGGGGGGCAGCUCAUCAAAGAUUGGAAAACGUAAAAAACCUGAUAAGUUGGACAUUAAUAGUGAUGAAGCCAAAAAAAUUAAAGAGAAAUUCCGCGGUGAAAUUGCUGGUGUUAUUGUUCAGCAUCUUGGCGCUUACCGCAAGGACUCAUGCCAAACUGGACGAAUUACCAACACCGAGGACUUCAAGCACUUGGCUAGAAAAUUGACUCAUUUUGUCUUGGUGAAGGAGCUGAAACAUUGUGACAAUACAAUCAAUGAGUUAGAAGUUACCGAUUCGGUACGUACCAAGGCUCGCGAAUUCAUAAAAAAAUACAUGGCCAAGCAUGGAUCUAUUUAUGUUCGAGGUGAAAAUGAACCCGAUUACGCUAGCAUAAAUCUUUGAGACAACGCCAAGGGGAAAUUGGAGCAAUCUGGUUCUGCUAGUGCUCCACCAGCUCCCCAGAAAUAGAAUCCAUACAGCAUAUUUGGUUUUAAUUUAUAUAAAUUUAACGCGUGUGAAUUAGUGUAUAAUUAGAAAUAAUUUAACUGGUAUUGUCUAUCAUAUAACAAUUGAUUUUGAAAAUCAAUUGAAGUGCAUUAUAAAAUUCCAAACAGUCAAAUAGAUUGUGUAAAUUGAGCAUGAUACAGUAGACUGCUGAACAUAUAUCCAAAAAUUACAAUUUAAAAAUAUACAUACUAUCUCGAGAUGUUAUGCAGUCAACGACCAAUGUUCAAUAUAAUUUCCUAUUAUUCAGGAACAUUUUUCUUGGAACGGCAGUGCAACUAUCUAAGGUACACUAUAAUACUUUGAAAAUUAUAUGAAAUGGAGUGUCAUCGAUCGACUUGUGAAUAAGUAUGCACCCCUAUUCUGUAUUACGUUCGAAUUGGAUUUUUUCGAACGAAUGCGAAAUUUUGCAUUCUGUAACUCGAUUUAGUUCGAGUUUUUCAUACAAAAGCAUAACUCGAUCGAAUUACAGAAUGCAAUUUUUACAUUCAUUCGAAAAAAUCCGAUUCGAUCGAAAUACAGAAUAGGGGCGAUAAUAAAAAGCCCAAUAGUAUGUUGAAAUAAAUAUGCAGAUAUAAAAUAUUUUAAAAAUAAUUUGAAGUACACAUAAAAAAC